AUGGAGAAGAAUGCAAACCCUCAUCGAGACGCGGGAGGAAGUGUCCUGUGCACCGCUAUCCCCGCAGAACCCGCGGACAUCAAAACAGUGGGCGGAAUGAAAGAUGUCUGCGAGAAGAGAGAGACUCUGACUACUUGUGCAAGUGCUAGCGGUGCUAAUGCUACACCCUGCACACAGACAUCAGAUGCUGCUGAGACCGUGAGCAAAAGCGGACAGCCGAACGUUUUACCACAGACACCGUCGCCCGAUGCAGCGGAUCAGCUGAGUAACGGGAUGGGACACGAACCGUCGAUGACCGCUGCUGGGAAUAAAGAGGGUGGCAUCUCAAAGUUAGUAAACAGCCCCACGGGAGAGCAACCCGACGCCAAGAAUGUGCAGGCGGACGGUUUGGAUGGAGGGGCGCAAAAAGCGACGGAGCUGGCCAAGUCUGCUUAUUUGUGUGCGGACAAAUUAAAAUCUGCGAGCUCGAAUUCAAACGAUCACACCGUUUCCGAGGGUCCUCCGAGCGGGAGUGAGCCCAGCAUCGCGGGAGAGUCCCGCAGCUUUGAUUCACUGGAGUCCUUCUCCAAUCUAAACUCCUGCCCGAGCUCAGACCUCAUCAGCGAAGGGCUGGAGGACAAGGGACUGGCUCUGGCAAUUGAAUACGGGGCUGAUGGAACGAAAAUCCCCUGUCCGAAAGACAGGGUGACCGGUCAGUCGUUGUACCACAUCAAGUGGAUCAAGUGGAAGGAGGAGAACACGCCUAUCAUCACACAGAACGAGAACGGCCCGUGUCCGCUGCUAGCUAUUAUGAAUGUUCUGCUAUUGUCAUGGAAGGUCAAGCUGCCACCAAUGAUGGAGAUAAUAACAGCAGAGCAGCUGAUGGAAUAUCUAGGAGACUAUAUCCUUGACGCAAAGCCAAAAGAGAUCUCGGAGGCUCAGCGGCUGAACUAUGAACAGAAUAUGAGUGAUGCUAUGGCAGUGCUGCAUAAACUGCAGACAGGUCUGGAUGUAAACGUUAAGUUCACAGGUGUGCGGGUAUUCGAAUACACACCCGAGUGCAUUGUCUUUGACCUGCUGGAUAUCCCACUCUACCAUGGAUGGCUGGUUGACCCACAGAUGGCUGAUAUAGUCAAGGCAGUGGGAAACUGCAGCUAUAACCAGUUGGUAGAGAAGAUAAUCAGCUGUAAACAGUCAGACAACAGUGAGCUGGCUGGGGAAGGUUUUGUGGCAGAGCAGUUUCUGAACAGCACAGCGACUCAGCUAACAUACCACGGCCUGUGUGAACUCACUUCUACUGUUGAAGAGGGAGAACUGUGUGUCUUCUUCAGGAACAAUCACUUCAGCACCAUGACCAAAUUUAAGGCCCAGCUGUACCUGCUGGUGACGGAUCAGGGGUUUCUCACUGAGGAGAAGGUGGUCUGGGAAAGUCUGCAUAAUGUCGACGGAGAUGGAAACUUCUGCGACUCAGAGUUUCAUCUGAGGCCACCCUCUGACCCGGAAACUGUGUACCGUGGUCAGCAAGACCAGAUCGAUCAGGACUACUUGAUGGCGCUGUCUCUGCAGCAGGAACAGCAGGCCUCAGACCUGGGUUGGGAACAGAUCCCAGAAGGCAUCAGUGAUCUAGAGCUGGCCAAGAAGCUGCAGGAGGAGGAGGACCGCAGAGCUUCACAGUACUAUCAGGAGCAGGAACAGGCACAGGCAGCAGCAGCGGCGGCUGCGCAGGCACAGGGACAACAACCAGCAGUGGAUGCCGACCAGGUGGAUAAAGUAGCAUCUGCUGGAGCCUCAGCGGGGGGAGCCAUGGCUUCUCCAAGCCCUGGAAAACAGCCCUCAAUGGGGGAACGCAAACCCAAGAAGGAAGCCAAGGACAAAGACAAAUGCAUCUUGUUGUAACAGCGGUGGCCUCUACGUGGAGUUUGAAAUGGGCAGCAGUUUAAUUCCAGUGGCUCUGCAAUGCAUCUCCCAGCCUGAGGUGGAGAAAGAUUAGACGACAGAGAUGAAGUGUGAUAGACGGAGAGGACUUGCCAUUCUCAAGCCACUUGUGCCUGACUUUAACCCUCAGAGUUCUGAAGAUGCAGACAAGAAGAGAGGGGUGUCACUACAAGGACUAUCACUACAUCUUUCGUAGAGCUGGCCAAAUGUUCUCAGCAGGAAAACCACUUCAGUGCACUAUAUUUGUGUGGGUUCACCAGGAAGUUUUUUUGUUGUUGUUUUUAGUAAAACAAGGUAAUGCACACAUAGCAGUAGUCAAAAAGACCCCCCCCCAUGGCACUACUUUUUUUCAUUAUACAAAGCAUUUUCUUUUUUGUGAAUUUCCGUUAUUUGCUGUUGUUUAUAAGCUAUUUUCUACCCGGUUGCCCCUACAUAUGCAUAUGUAAAUUUGUUGUAUUGGUCAGUUUCUUUUAUUUAACUGAAGGAUACCUGAGAUCUUUUAAUGAAUGGCCGUUCACAUGAAAAGGUAGCAAGCCAAGAGGUCAUUUGGCAAAGGUUAUGUCUCAGGACAUGAUGUAGGCCAUCAUAGUUCUUUGCCUGGCAGUUUGAUGCCAAAUUUUUCAUUGUUGAUAUUGUAGGAGAAGUGACCUCAAUUUAAGACGGUGAGAUCUUGAUGAAACAAAUGCUUUUAAAAAGGAUUUCCUUAUUAGGCAGUAUAAAAUCCAGUUUGUUAUUUAAAUGUGUCUACAAAAGAAUGUUUGCAAAUAGGACAUUAACUGUUAAUAUCAGUGAACAACUGACACUACCAUUAAUGUAAAUAGCUUUAAAAUAUCAAGAUCAGUAGAUUAUAUAAAAUACAUGGUCAACUUUUACCUUUAAAAGUUUGGUUCAUAUUUGACUUAUAAAGUGAUUAGGAUCGUUACCAUGAAAUUUGGCAUUGCUCCGUGAACUACAGUGUUAAUUGCCCAAAAAAACGAAUGGUUCUUGUAAAGAAAU
Messenger RNA from Carassius auratus (goldfish), 2910 nucleotides. RefSeq names its product ubiquitin carboxyl-terminal hydrolase MINDY-2-like. The transcript has 9 exons. Gene Ontology annotation, cellular component: cytosol; cell periphery. NCBI's taxonomy places the organism in Eukaryota, Metazoa, Chordata, Actinopteri, Cypriniformes, Cyprinidae. Gene Ontology annotation, molecular function: cysteine-type carboxypeptidase activity; K48-linked deubiquitinase activity; cysteine-type deubiquitinase activity. Bases 1 to 1875 code for a protein of 624 amino acids. Gene Ontology annotation, biological process: protein K48-linked deubiquitination. The record is from RefSeq and is a predicted model, not a curated record.